Messenger RNA from Momordica charantia (bitter melon), 1765 nucleotides. RefSeq names its product recA DNA recombination family protein (gene RECA1). Gene Ontology annotation, biological process: DNA repair. Lineage: Eukaryota; Viridiplantae; Streptophyta; Magnoliopsida; Cucurbitales; Cucurbitaceae. The record is from RefSeq and is a predicted model, not a curated record. Gene Ontology annotation, molecular function: ATP-dependent DNA damage sensor activity; ATP hydrolysis activity; ATP binding.
CUUGUUCGCUUCUCUUUGCUACUGUUUAGUGUUUCUUUGUCUUCCCUUCGCCCAUGGAUUUCGUUUCCAACCCACUGACCUGCAAGACUUUCCCAUGCCGGACUCUGUUGCCGCCAUGGGCGACACCUUCCCGGCGGCGCCAUUGUCUGCCGCCUUCACUGUCCCUUUCCGGCAGGCGAGUUGGGAACCUCCGCUGCGAGUUCGAAGCUAAUGUUAAUGGCGCUCUUUCCGGCGAUUUCGACCCUCGCUCCGUCGACAGGAAAAAGGCAUUGGAAGCGGCAAUGAAUGACAUAAAUAACUCAUUUGGGAAAGGAAGUGUUACACGGCUCGGAAGUGCUGGUGGAGCGUUAGUGGAAACUUUCCCAAGUGGUUGUUUGACGUUAGACUGUGCCUUAGGUGGUGGCCUUCCUAAAGGCAGAAUUGUUGAGAUUUUUGGACCAGAAAGUAGUGGAAAGACCACCCUAGCAUUGCAUGCUAUUGCAGAAGUACAGAAGCUAGGAGGAAAUGCGAUGCUUGUGGAUGCAGAGCAUGCCUUUGACCCGGCAUAUUCUAAAGCUGUGGGAGUGGAUGUUGAAAAUUUGAUUGUCUGCCAACCUGAUCAUGGAGAGAUGGCACUUGAGAUUGCGGAUCGUAUGUGUAGAUCUGGUGCUGUAGAUCUCAUUUGCGUUGAUUCUGUCUCUGCUCUAACACCAAGAGCAGAAAUUGAAGGUGAGAUUGGUAUGCAGCAAAUGGGUCUGCAAGCACGCCUCAUGAGUCAAGCUCUGCGUAAAAUGUCUGGAAAUGCCUCAAAAGCUGGUUGCACUCUCAUAUUUCUGAAUCAAAUACGAUAUAAGAUUGGUGUGUAUUAUGGGAAUCCAGAAGUGACAAGUGGAGGGAUUGCGCUAAAGUUCUUUGCCUCUCUUCGACUUGAAAUACGUUCUAUUGGGAAGCUAAAGUCUGCUAAAGGAGAUGAAGAAAUUGGGAUACGAGUUCGUGUUAGGGUGCAAAAGAGCAAGGUUUCGAGGCCAUACAAGCAAGCUGAAUUUGAAAUUAUCUUUGGGGAGGGAGUAAGUAAACUGGGUUGCAUUUUAGAUUGUGCUGAAAUUAUGGAUGUCAUAGUGAAAAAGGGCUCGUGGUACAGUUAUGGGGACCACAGGUUGGGACAGGGAAGAGACAGAGCUCUGCAAUACUUAAAAGACAAUCCUGUUCUUCAAGAUGAAAUUGAGAAGGCCGUGCAGACAAUGCUGGCUAGUGGAACUGUUCAAAUGGGAUUUCAAUCUAUUAGGAAGCCAUUGCCUAACCAAGAAGAGGUACUUGAAGAAUUUCAAUAACGAUCAAUAUAUGCUACUAUGAUUAAGCAAUUGCUACAGAGAUUACAAGCAGAAGCAACAUUUCUUCUAUUGGGAAGGUGGGAUUAUAAGCACCCAUACCGAUCCAUUCUCUGAGGUACAUUCAGUGAUGAUGUUAGAAGCAAACGAUUUCGGGCGAUUUGUUAGUUAGGCUCCAGCUUAGAUGUGAUGAAGUUAGAGUACUGGUUCCCUUGCUUCCGACCUCUGAAGACGACAUUUUGGAUCAUUCCCGAAAAUUAUUGAAGUCCCUCAGUCUGGCUCGAGAUGUUGGUAUAAUUUUAUGGCGAGUUCUUCAGAAUUUGAUCCGAAAGUACUGUUGUAAUUAAACUGCAAAUUUUCAGGUAUCACAUUCAGAUUUGUACUUGGGUAGAACAUUUUUAAUGUGUCAUUACCAGGGCUUGCUAUUCAAAAUUUAUACAUCGUUUUUCAGAAGAAAA